AACAGCGGAGAGGGGGGCAGGUACUGGGUUGUACUGGACCCUACUGGGUUAUACUGGGUUCUGCUGCAGUGUACUGGACUGUGCUUCACCGUACUGGUUCAUACUGGGCCGUACUGGGCUAUGCUGAGAGAAAGCUUUGUGGACUGGGUUUUCCUCACCCGCUUCUGCUUCCUCUCGGACUACGGGCGCCUCGAUUUCCACUUCCGAUACCCCGAGGCCAAGUGCUGUGAGAACAUUCUGCUCUACUUUGACGAUGCCUCGCAGUGGCCUGCGGUCUACAAGAGGGACGACAAGGACUGCCUGGCCAAGGAGUCUGUGCUGCGCCCCGAGAACAACCAGGUCAUCAACCUCACCACCCAGUACGCCUGGUCGGGGUGCCAGGUGCUGCUGCAGGACUCGGUGCGGUACCUGAGCUGCAGCAGCGGUCGCAGCUUCCGCUCGGUGCGCGAGCGCUGGUGGUAUGUGGCUCUCAGCAAAUGUGGGGGCGAUGGUUUGGAGCUGGAGUACGAGAUGGUGCUCACCAAUGGACAAUCCUUCUGGACGCGGCACUUCUCGGCCGACGAGUUCGGCAUCCUUGAGACCGACAUCACCUUCCUCCUCAUCUUCACCCUCAUCUUCCUCAUCUCCUGCUACUUCGGCUAUCUGCUGAAGGGGCGGCAGCUGCUGCACACCACCUACAAGAUGUUCAUGGCGGCUGCAGGGGUGGAGGGGGUCCAGGGGAUGGAUCUGGGGGUGCGCCCCCCCCUCACGCUCCCCCCAGUGCUGAGCCUCCUCCUGGGCUGCGUCCACUGGGGUCGCUACGCGAGCGAUGGCGUUGGCAGCGCCAGCCUCAAGGUCCUGGCCAAGCUGCUCUUCUCCGUCAGCUUCCUCAUCUUCCUCCUCAUGCUCAUCCUGCUCGGCAAGGGCUUCACUGUCACCAGGGGCCGCAUCAGCGCGGGGGGCUCAGUGCGGCUCUCGGUUUACAUCACGCUCUACGGCAUCGCCCACGUCGCGCUGCUCACCUACGAGGCCGAGUUCUUUGACCCGGCGCGGGUGCUGUACACGUACGAGUCGCCGGCGGGCUACGGGCUGAUCGCGCUGCAGGCGCUCGCCUUCCUCUGGUUCUGCGCCGCCGUGCUGCUCACGCUUAAGCGCGUCCCCGAGAAGCAGCCGUUCUACCUGCCCUUCUUUGCCGCCUACUCGCUCUGGUUCUUUGCGGUGCCGGUCACGGCGCUCGCUGCCAACUUCGGGAUCCCCAAGUGGGCGCGGGAGAAACUGGUGAACGGGAUCCAACUGGGGACCCACCUGUACGCCCACGGCGUCUUCCUGGUGAUGACGCGCCCCUCGGCCGCCAACAAGAACUUCCCGUUCCACGUGCGGACGGCACAGAUCGGCUCGGCCGGGGGGGGCCCUGGGGAACCCCAAAAACUGCCACCUCCCCCCCGCCACGGCUACGGCAAUGUCGCCUUCAUCAGCGACUCUGUCCCCAACUUCACCGAGCUCUUCGACAUCGCCCCCCCCCACGUGCGGAAGCGCGGGGAGGAGGAGGUGCCCCCCCCGGGGCCCUUGGUGACCACAACGGAUUUUGGGGGGCCCUGUGCUCCCCCCAAGGAGCAGCCGCCCCCCCCGCAGCCCCGUGCCCCUCCGGCCCCCCCCUACACCGAGUAUUUCAGCGUCCACACGGGGGGAGCUCGCGCGUAGCCCCCCAGCUAGGGGUACCCUGAAAACAGACCCAUCGCACCCCAAAUCUGCCCCCACGGGGACCCCAAAUCUGCCCCAUUGCACCCCAAAUUGAGUGGGGACCCUCCAUCUGCCCAACUGCAUCCCGAAUCUGCCACAUGUGGGAACCAAACUGGGUGGGGACCCCAAAUCUGCCCCAUUGCACCCCAGAUCCACCCCACGGAGACCCCAAAUCUGCCCCAUUGCACCCCAAAUUGGCUCCAUGCGGAUCCCGAAUCCUGCCUCACGGAGACACCAAACUGGGGGGGCUGAAUCUGCCCCAUUGCACCCCAAAUCUGCCCCACAGGAACCCCAAAUCUGCCUCAUGAGGACACUCCAAAUCCAGACCCACAGGAACCCUCAAACCUUGCCCCAUGGAGACCCCAGAUCCACCCUAUGGGACCCCCAAAUCUCCCUCAUUUCACCUCACAUCCAGACCCACGGGGACCCCCAAUCCCUGCCCCAUGGAGCCUCAUCUCCGCCCCACAGAGACCCCCCCACACACCCCCGCAGUGGGACUCCCAAAUCA
Cuculus canorus (common cuckoo) is the source of this 2227-nucleotide messenger RNA. RefSeq names its product transmembrane protein 145 (gene TMEM145). Lineage: Eukaryota; Metazoa; Chordata; Aves; Cuculiformes; Cuculidae. The transcript has 15 exons. The record is from RefSeq and is a predicted model, not a curated record. Gene Ontology annotation, biological process: response to pheromone; G protein-coupled receptor signaling pathway. Bases 121 to 1680 code for a protein of 519 amino acids.